Macroventuria anomochaeta is the source of this 867-nucleotide messenger RNA. RefSeq names its product SWIB-domain-containing protein. Bases 1 to 867 code for a protein of 288 amino acids. Gene Ontology annotation, cellular component: nucleus; RNA polymerase I upstream activating factor complex. Gene Ontology annotation, molecular function: RNA polymerase I cis-regulatory region sequence-specific DNA binding. The transcript has 4 exons. The record is from RefSeq and is a predicted model, not a curated record. NCBI's taxonomy places the organism in Eukaryota, Fungi, Ascomycota, Dothideomycetes, Pleosporales, Didymellaceae. Gene Ontology annotation, biological process: nucleolar large rRNA transcription by RNA polymerase I; transcription initiation at RNA polymerase I promoter.
AUGUCCGAUCCUCUCCCCACUGAAGUCGAGGCUUCCUACUCUGUCAUUAUUGACGAGAUUCUUCGCGCCGGCGACCUCAACACAAUCUCCGCAAAGCGCAUACGCAAGGGACUGCAAGAGCGAAUCGGCCAUGAUACCUCAAAUCAGAAGGAUGCGAUCACCGCUCUCAUCAUGCAGCGCUUCGACAAGUUCAACUCCGAAGUGAACGGUACCACAACCGAGUCCCAAGAGCCCAUACUCACAGUCGAGAACGGCGCCGCCUCUACCUCAGCGACUCCCGACCAAAAGCGCUCGCCCGACUCCGAGUCAGCGCUAUCUGAGCUCGAAGACUCUGCGCCACCUAAGAAGAAAGCAAAGAAGAGUCGAGCCACCGAGGACGACGACGCAGCAUUUGCGCGCAAACUACAAGCCGAGGAGAACGCGCGCAGCGGCCGUGCGACACGCGGUGGGAAUACUAGGAAGAAGGCGCCGCUGCCGAAGAAGAAGACCAAGAAGAAGAGCUCGAAUCGCGUCAAGGACGACGAUGACAGUGACAUUGCGUCUGGAAGCGGAAAGGAGAAGAAGAGUCCCAGUCGGAAGGGAGGGUUUCAUAAACCCAUGGCCCUCUCCCCCGCGCUCUCCUCCCUCCUGAACGAAACACAACUCUCGCGCCCUCAAACAGUCAAGAAGAUCUGGGAGUACGUGAAACAACGAGAUCUACAAGACCCCAGCGACAAGCGGCAAAUCAGGUGCGACGAUGCGAUGCGCGCGGUCUUCAAGCAGGACAGGGUGCACAUGUUCACCAUGAACAAAAUCCUCAACCAGAAUUUGUACGCGGUGGACGAGAUCACUACGGCGCCAGUGGAGGUGCAGUCCGGCUCGGAGUAG